CCAAGCAAGGUGAUAAACUACUCACCAGUAUGAGAGGUGAAAUGGCUUUGAAUGGUAAAAUCGCAGUAGUAACUGGAGCAGCACUGGGAAUAGGAAAAGCGAUAACGGAGAUACUUUUACAAAACGGUGCUACGGUGGUCCUCCUGGAUGUCAACGACAAUGCAGGGAAGAGUUUAAAGGAAUCCCUCGACAAACAGCACGGACCAGAGAGAACCCUGUUCCUGAACUGUAAUGUUGAGUCAGAGGAGCAGCUCAAAGCUGCAUUUCAGAAAACUGUGCAAACCUUCGGAGGAGUGGACAUCCUGUGCAACAACGCUGGCAUCUUGGAUGAGGGCGCAUGGGAGAAAAGUGUUUCCAUAAACCUCGUGGGUGUUAUCAAGGUAACCUACCUGGCUUUGGAGCUCAUGAACAAGUUGAAUGGAGGUCGUGGAGGAGUCAUCGUCAACAUUGCAUCCAUGGCAGGUCUUGGUGCAUUCGGGUUCUGUCCUGUCUACACGGCCACCAAGCACGGAGUGGUAGGCUUCACUCAAGCCAUGGCGGCUGCUUCUACUGCCUCUGGCUAUGGAAUACGUUUCAACGCCCUUUGCCCAGGCUUGGUCCAAACCGAUCUCUUCACUCAUAUGCUAGACAGAUUAGGACAAUUCUCCCAUCUGGCUGAUAUAAUUGCAAAAUCUACAGGGGUGUUGAAUGUGUCUGAGGUAGCAGAGUGUUUUCUGGAGCUGGUGACGGAUACAACGAAGAAUGGAGAGGCCCUCAUGGUGACACCCACUUUCAAGAAAUACAGGACAUUCCUUCCAUUAAACCAGUAGGUCAUGGCAACAUCAAAACAUCAUACCUGUGUCACAGACUCAUUGACACCUUUUAAAUCACUUCUUAAAACACCUCUUCAUAUCUUGUGUCUUUUAUCAACCCUAGUUGACUAUUGUGUAACGAACGAACCUCUCUGUUUUAUUUUGAA
Messenger RNA from Limanda limanda (common dab), 958 nucleotides. RefSeq names its product 15-hydroxyprostaglandin dehydrogenase [NAD(+)]-like. Gene Ontology annotation, cellular component: cytoplasm. The transcript has 8 exons. NCBI's taxonomy places the organism in Eukaryota, Metazoa, Chordata, Actinopteri, Pleuronectiformes, Pleuronectidae. Bases 30 to 809 code for a protein of 259 amino acids. The record is from RefSeq and is a predicted model, not a curated record. Gene Ontology annotation, molecular function: oxidoreductase activity, acting on the CH-OH group of donors, NAD or NADP as acceptor.